AUGAAGUCCACAUUGACUGCCGGGCUCGUGGCCUCUGCCCUCGUUCUGCAGCAGGCUGCGGCUACAGGCAGCUGGGGUAACGCACCAAGCUUUUCCAGUCCUUCCAACUGCAACAACACCUGUACUCCGGACCAGGAAAGCGGGUUCAACUGGUCCGGUCUACCUACAGGUGGAUUCAGCAACUAUGGUGGAUUCGGCUUCAGCGGAUUCACCUGUCAAAAUUCCUUUCAGGGAAAGAGUAAGAGGUCUCUCGAGACUCGUUCAGGCUUUCAGUCCAAAUGCAUUCAGGGAAGCGUAGGCAAGUCCACUGGCGGGGGACCAAGCUUCUCCUGCGGCAAUGAUGAUGCAUUCUCCAUCAGCCAGCUGCAAGUCUCUGUCUCGUUUGAUACUGAGCUGGACCUUCAUUUCUCCAUGCCUGACGGCUCAACCUGCAAGCAUACUGCUUCGUGCAAAGCUUCAGGCUCGACCAUCGAGAACUCUCAAUGCGGUGGAGCCAAGUCAGUCACUUUUAGUUUGCCCCCUAGCAGCGGAAAGAGUUCUUGCGACGUUGGUAUCCACUCGAUUGGAUUCAACUGCAAUAGUUCGCCUCCUGCGACCAGCUCAACAACGUCGGCUGCUUCAACAACUACUUCUCCUGUAGUGAAGACAACAUCGACUACUACACCUGGUGUCUCGACAACGACUCCUGCGAUCCCUACCACAACGACCACCACCCCAGGCAAGGAGAUUCCGACGACUUCUACAACCACAACACCUGGAGUUGUACCCACCACUUCUACAACCACCCCAGGCAAGGAGGUACCGACGACUUCAACCACGACGCCAGCAGUUGUUCCAACGACUUCUACAACCACUCCAGGCAAGGAAAUUCCAACGACUUCUACAACCACAACAGCGGCAGUUGUUCCCACCACUUCUACCACUACCACGCCUGGCGCAGUCCCAACCACCACUACCACUUCUCCUGUCGAGGUCUCGACGACGUCGACAACAACAACGAGCACCACUCCUGGCAAAGAAAUCCCAACAACAUCCAGCACUACAACGACGUUUGCUGUUAUUUCUACAACCACCACGACUCCUGGUGAGGAAAUCCCAACAACAUCCAGCACCUCCACCACAUCUGCUGUUGUUACUACAAGCACUAGCACCAGCACCACCACAACACCAGGGAAGCAAUUGCCGCCUACGACAUUUUCAACCACUACGGUAUUCUCUACGACAUCUUCAUCAACAUCGGUUGCUCCACCCCCACCGGAGUCCUCUGCUCCUUGCCCACCCGUCCUUCCCAGCUGCUUGAACACCUGGCUCAGCCUGGUCCCCAAGUGCUCAUCCAACAGCGACACCAGAUGUUUCUGCCCAUCCCCAGAGUUCAUCUCCUCGGUCCAAGAAUGCGUCUCGGCCUGGUCUGGAAGUGACUCUGAAAUCACUGCUGCGCUGUCCUACCUCGCGGGUAUCUGCGCAGACUUUGUUCCCCAGAACCCAGGUAUCUGCACUGGCAUCCCGAGCAGCAUCACGCUCAUCCCCUCGGUCACUCCCGCCACGGGCGGCACCACCACCAUCCAGACCAACGGGAUCGGCCGUGGUUCUCGACCGGCCGUGCAGGGACCAACUCCUGCGCCCGUGACCACCCUCACGUUCACAGUGACCAAGAGCGAAGGAGGCGCCGAGACGUCAGUCGUCGCCGUCCCCGCCGUGAGCUUCGUCACCGCCACCGAGACGGGCCCGCAAGGUGGCGUCGGCGUCGGGCUGGUCCCCUUCAACAGCCCUGCGACUCCCACGCCCGCUCCUGGCACUGGAAACGGCGCGUCGUCGCCUGCGGGUGGAUGCUCAGGCGCCGGAUGCGCUGCCCCCGCCUCUGCCUCUGCCUUUGCCUCCGCCGCUGCCGCACCGGCUCCAGCUCCGGCCGGGGUCGCCACGGGACAGACGUCGUCGAGCCCAAGCAGCACCACGGCAGGCGUGGCUCCCGCCCAAUUCACCGGUGCCGCCGCCUCCGGCAAGAAGGCCACUACCGAGUUCGGGAUCCUGGCGGGAGUCUUGGCCGUGGUUGCGUUCCUGGCUUGA
Exophiala spinifera is the source of this 2064-nucleotide messenger RNA. RefSeq lists its product as uncharacterized. NCBI's taxonomy places the organism in Eukaryota, Fungi, Ascomycota, Eurotiomycetes, Chaetothyriales, Herpotrichiellaceae. The record is from RefSeq and is a predicted model, not a curated record. The transcript has 2 exons. The coding region runs from base 1 to 2064 and encodes 687 amino acids.